Cordyceps fumosorosea ARSEF 2679 is the source of this 1131-nucleotide messenger RNA. RefSeq names its product arginase family protein. Gene Ontology annotation, molecular function: metal ion binding; agmatinase activity. The record is from RefSeq and is a predicted model, not a curated record. The coding region runs from base 1 to 1131 and encodes 376 amino acids. The transcript has 7 exons. NCBI's taxonomy places the organism in Eukaryota, Fungi, Ascomycota, Sordariomycetes, Hypocreales, Cordycipitaceae.
AUGUGGUGGCAGCUCGCGGUCUGGGCCUCUCUUGCGCAAGGGGUCGUCGGCCUCUCGGCGUACGACUACAACACUCCCGGGGCGCAGCAGGUGCGCUUCUGGCUCAACGACGGGGAUGGGGACGGGGACGUCUCGGUAACGCAGAUGCCGUUCCUGACGGGGACCGGCUUCGCGACGCUACCCGUCACCGACUGCUUCGCCGACGACGACUCGGAGGCGUCGCGGUACGACAUUGCCAUCCUUGGGGCGCCCCACGACACGACGACAACCGGCCGUCCCGGCGCCCGGUUCGGCCCGCCGGCUAUUCGCCUCGGCAGCAACCAAAAGACCUACGGACUCAGCGUAUACACGGGCCGCGAUGCCUUGAAGGACUGGGCCACCGUCGUCGACUGCGGCGACGCCAAGAUGACGUGGCUGGACAACCGCCACGCGCUCAAGACGCUCGAGCACGCGCACAGGAAGAUCUCGGGCCGCCCGGCCAAGAGCGGUGAGAGGUCCAGCGUCCCGCGCAUCAUCACGCUCGGCGGCGAUCACACAACGACCCUGGCGGCGCUCCGGGCGACGGAGAAGCACUGGGGGCCCGUGUCGGUCGUUCACUUCGACAGUCACAUCGACACCUGGGAUCCGAAGCAGCUAGGUGGCGGCGUAUCCGACUAUGCCGCCCUAAACCACGGCACAUUCCUCCAUUUCGCUCACGAAGAGAACUUGAUUCUCAACUCUUCCAUCCAUGCCGGCAUCCGCGCCCAGGUCAGCGACGAGUCCGACAUGCGGCACGACAAGGAGUGCGGCUUCCACAGCAUCACCGCGCGCGACAUUGACUUCAUCGGCAUCCGCGGCGUCAUCGACCGCAUCCGCGAGAGCGUAAAGGGCACGCGCGUCUACAUCAGCGUCGACAUUGACGUGCUCGACCCUGCUUUUGCUCCAGCGACCGGGACGCCAGAGGUGGGUGGGUGGUCGUCGCGCGAGCUGGGCACCAUCCUGGCCGGUCUGGAAGGGCUGGAGAUUAUCGGGGGAGAUGUCGUCGAGGUUGCGCCGCCGUACGACAACAAUGCGGCGACGACGGCGCUGGCGGCUGCCGAGAUCGCCUUUGGGCUUCUGGAGCUCAUGGUAUCUACGCCUGUCAAAGUUUAG